UCUGCGGCAUGGCAUGGGUACGAUCAGGAACAGCGCGAAGGCGGCUGCUUCAGCUGGCCACUGGAGCGGGACGGGUGAACGAUGCUGCAGUGGCUGGAGUGAGGCUUCCUCCGUGCUCAUGCGAUGCAGCUGUGAGGCUUCGAGUGGUGUCAUCUUGUGCACCAAGGAGCUCUCAAAAGGUGAAAAAGAAAACUGCCUAAUCAAAGAGCAAAGAUGCAGAGCACUUCGAAUUACCUCUGGCUGUUGUCUGACAUUCUAGGACAGGGAGCUACUGCAAAUGUUUUCCGAGGACGACAUAAGAAAACUGGGGAUUUAUAUGCUGUCAAAGUAUUUAAUAGUAUAAGUUUCCUUCGUCCUGUGGAUGUUCAGAUGCGAGAGUUUGAAGUAUUGAAGAAACUAAAUCAUAAGAACAUUGUCAAAUUGUUUGCCAUCGAAGAAGAGACAACAACUAGACACAAAGUACUAGUUAUGGAAUUUUGUCCAUGUGGGAGUUUAUAUACAGUUUUAGAGGAACCGUCUAAUGCCUUUGGUUUGCCAGAGUCUGAGUUCUUAAUUGUUUUGAGAGAUGUGGUGGCUGGGAUGAAUCAUCUCCGGGAGAAUGGAAUAGUGCACCGUGACAUCAAACCAGGCAAUAUAAUGCGUGUUAUAGGUGAAGAUGGUCAGUCUGUUUACAAACUCACAGACUUUGGUGCUGCAAGAGAACUUGAAGAUGAUGAACAAUUUGUUUCCCUGUAUGGCACAGAAGAGUAUUUACAUCCUGAUAUGUAUGAGCGAGCAGUUUUGAGGAAAGAGCAUCAGAAAAAGUAUGGAGCAACAGUUGAUCUGUGGAGCAUAGGGGUGACCUUUUACCAUGCUGCAACAGGGAGUUUGCCUUUCCGGCCUUUUGAAGGACCUCGUAGAAACAAGGAAGUGAUGUAUAAAAUAAUCACUGGAAAGCCUUCUGGUGCUAUUUCUGGAAUACAGAAAGCAGAAAAUGGACCAAUUGAGUGGAGCUGGGAAAUGCCUGUUUCUUGUAGCCUUUCAAAGGGUCUGCAAGUACUGCUCACACCUGUCCUUGCAAAUAUUCUUGAAGCAGACCAGGAAAAAUGCUGGGGAUUUGACCAGUUCUUUGCAGAGACGAGUGACAUACUGCACCGAAUAAUAAUCCACAUCUUUUCACUACAGCAGAUGACCUUGCACAAAGUUUAUAUACACAGCUAUAAUACAGCUGCUAUAUUUCAUGAAUUGGUCUACAAACAGACAAAAAUACCAUCUCAGAAUCAAGAACUGAUAUAUGAAGGUCGGCGCUUAAUACUUGAGCCUGGCAGAUUGGCGCAGCACUUCCCCAGAACAACUGAGGAGAAUCCUAUCUUUGUAGUAAGCAGAGAGACUGUGAACAUUGUUGGAUUAAUCUAUGAAGAAGUUUUACUUCCUAAAGUACAUCAACGUUAUGAUUUGGAUGGGGAUGCCAGUAUGGCCAAAGCAGUAACAGGUAUCGUAUGUUACGCCUGUAGAGUUGCCAGUUCUUUGCUACUUUACCAGGAGCUGAUGCGAAAAGGAAUACGAUGGCUAAUUGAAAUAAUCAAGGACGAUUACAAUGAAAUGGUUCAUAAAAAGACAGAGGUGGUCAUCCGGCUGGAUUUCUGCAGCAGAAACAUUGAGAAAGCUGAGAAAAUAUAUGAGAAUUUGAUGCAGAUCAACUUGGAAGCAUCAGAAGUGGAUGAAAUUUCAGAGAUACACACAAAACUGUUGCGUCUGUCCAGCUCUCAGUGCACAAUAGAAACUAGUCUUCAAGAUAUCAAAAACAAACUUUGUCCUGGAGGUUUACUGGCUGACACCUGGGCAAAUCAGGAAGGCAUGCAUCCAAAAGACAGGAAUCCAGAAAGGCUGCAGGCGCUGCUAUGUUCCAUCACAGAUAUUUAUUAUCAGUUCAAAAAAGACAAAGCAGAACGAAGGCUUCCUUAUAAUGAAGAACAAAUUCACAAGUUUGACAAGCAGAAGCUGUAUUUGCAUGCUACAAAAGCCAUAGCUCUAUUCAAAGAUGAAUGUGUCAGCAAGUAUGAUACUUUUUUGGACAAGGCUCAAGACUGGAUAAGGAAAAUGCUUCACACAAGGAAGCAGCUACUGGCUCUCACCAACCAGUGUUUUGAUAUUGAAGAAGAGGUAUCCAAAUACCAGGAUUAUAUAAAUGAGUUACAAGAUGCUCUGCCACAGAAAAUGUUUACAGCUUCCAGUGGGAUGAAACAUACGAUAAAUACAGUCUAUCCAAGCUCAAACACAUUGGUGGAAAUGACUCUUGGUAUGAAGAAACUAAAGGAGGAAAUGGAAGGGGUUGUUAAAGAGCUGGCGGAGAACAAUCAAAUUUUGGAAAGGCAAGCAAUUGUUUUCCCUUUUUGGGCUGAUACCAGGAACAGGCCUAAUUUGGUACAUUUCAUAGAUCCAGAACUUAAACUAAAGGACGAUUCUAUAAUCUCUUUAACUGCAAAUAUAUUUUUGAACUGUUGAUCCGAGUGUAACAAAAAAAGAAUGUGUGCAAAACCUUGAAAUGUUACUGCAGAAUCAUUCUGACACAACAAUCGUAAUUUUUGUUUCAUAUUACUUAUAUUUAGCUAAUAAAAAUGUCUGUUGCACAGACAGAUUAAUUCUGAAUUUAAACACAGUACUUUUGCAGCAAUCCAGGUAUGUCUUUAUUUCCUCACUUGUAGACGUAAUUUUUAACAAGUGUGGUACUAUACCAGUCUGAAUAAUUUUUCAGUUUUCAGAUUGCUUAAAUAAAGUGAAGAGAAAGAGGCCAACAUAUUUCUUACAAUCCUGAGAGGGUCCUGUCACUAUCACAUACAGAAUGACUGAAUUUUUAUGAUGAUGAUGAUAAAAUACAUAAAAAUAAUGAUCUCCUGAAAGCUUCAGGGUAAAUUGCUGGUAGAGCUGAGCUCAGCUUCAAGCUGAAUUGGUUUUGUUCUGUCCCCCACCCCCAGUCUCGUACUUGGAGCACAGUAUCCUUUCUUCUAUCUUCUUUUCACAUACAAAAGUUAGGUACAAAUGCAUGUGUUGGCACGUGGCAAAGGAAAAGAAAAACUCGUAAAUAAAUUAUAAUGAAUUAUGGAUUGGUUCUAUAAUCUAGUCAGUCGCCUAAGGCUACACUGUUUUUUCAUUUUAGAUUUGGUGCUCUGACUACAGAUGGUGGCCUGCGGAGUGUGGACUGUAUUUCAAAGGACAGCUUUCAAAGGACCUGAAGAGGGCUUACACAUUUUUUCAAAGGGAAAAAAAUACUGUUGGGACAUUUAAAGCAAAUAAUGACUCUGAAUCCAGGGCUUUUUUCUCCCCCUCUACAACUGUAGUAUUCAAAAAAUGUAAAUAUGUAUAAUAUGUAAAUAUGAAAGAAAUAUAUAUCUUUUUUGGUCAAUGUUAGAAUAGAAUUACACCUGGCAGGGAAUUUAACCCCUCAGAGGAUCUCUGACAAAGUCCUGAAGGCAAAAGUGUUGUUGAUGAAAUUGGCAUUUGUUUGCUUUGAAUAUUGCCCCUUUUUCAGAAUGCAGUUUAGUCUUUAUUACAAGAGGACUUGCAGGACUCUAAACGUUAGGAAUAGUCUUUAAAGGGUGUUUUAAAUUUCUUUUAACCACCGCUAUUAUAUUGGAGUCUAGCGGAAUGACUCUGAUCGUCACAGAACGUGAUGACUGUUUUAAAUUAGGUCUUUUUAAAUAAGCCUGACUAGGAACUGACAGCACAGCUAGGAGAACGGAAAUGCAUUUCUCUUUCCUUCACAUCCAAAUUGUUGCUUCACUUCUACUUGAGCAAACAAAUCCACGGUAUUUGUUUUAAGUUCCACCCCGUAUCUGGUGCCAUGUUGUCUGUAAUCAUCUGACUGCUCUGUAUAUGGAAGUUUUGCACUCCAGGUUGUCAAGGCUGAAUGUAAAAAUUCCUUUUUUAGAGUACAGCAUUUCCAGAACUUCCCCGAAAUCUUGUUAUUCACCACAAGAUAAGUGGGUUCUUUUAAAAAGCUUUUUCAGAAUCCUGUUUGCAGGCAUAAUUUUUAAAAAAGGUUAAAAAUCGGUGUGAGGAGAAUUUGUGGGCAGUCGGUAGAUAGCAUGGUGCCUCAGUGGUAACUGAAUAUUGGAAAAAUAAGUUACCAGUCUUGAUCUUGAAAAGGGACCGCACCUGCUGCUGACUUAGGACUGAGGUAAUCAAACUUAGGUGGAAAUACAUAGUAAGACUAUGUAUUUAUUUUCCAGUAUCAGUAGUUACUACUUUCAGUAUGACGUGAUUGGGUUGCAGAGAUGCAGAAUGAAACAGUCUGCUCCAAAAUAGGUAGGAAAGGAGAAAGAGAAGAGGUAAACAAUCAAACAAAAACUGAGAAGAUGUCCCUCACUUUGUUUGGAUGACACAGGUGUACUUAUCUGUCUCAGCCAAAGAGCAUGCAAAUACUGCAGGACUCAUCCUUUCCUUGUGGAAACCUGGCCACAUCUGUUCAGUGGUGUCCGAUAGCACUUGUAAUUGCUGGAUCACAUCUGUAAGAAGAGCUGGACUGACUAUAUUUAGAAUUUUCUGUAAUUAAUGGUGAAACAUUUAGGUAUAAACUAAACAAUGGUAUCCUGUGAUAGCAUCUGAUGGUUUUGUGUUGCUUAUUCCCUGCUUAUCUGCCCAGGUCAGAAUACAGAAUUGCAUUUUUUUUUUUUUUAAAUAUUUUAAUAGAAACUUAUUAAAUUUAUAACUGAUUCUUUCAUUGUUAAAAGAAGAGGAAAUUCACUGCCUCGAUGUCUGAGACCUGCUUUCCAGGGUUCUUGGUGAAAAUCAAAUAUUAAAAGGGAAUUCAGAUAUUUUUACACCCACGUCAGCAGCUUCUUUCUUUGCAAGCUUUGUCUCCCAAAAAAUCUAGCUAUGCAAGAGGAGUGCAGCGGUUUGUUACAUGUUUUUCCUUGGCUAGCCAUGGUAUUCUUAACUGUUUGUUUUAAAAUACCAGAAUCACAUCUAACUGGAAUGUUUUAAUGCCUGCUCGUACGUUUGUCCUUUCACGCCUGCGGUCUUGCCGAGCGUCAGUAAAACACAUGCGUAAGUGUUAAAAGAAUCAGGCUUUCAAACCUCACAAGCUGUAUUUUUCUCCAAUAUUACAGCUGUAAUGCUUUGUUGUUUCAAAGGUUCUUAAUUUUGAAAGAAGUCAAACGUUAGCUGGAAUGUAUCAUUUUCAACUUCUUUAUACUGAAGCAGUCUGGAAAAGAAGGUGAAUUAUCGUAACAAUAUCGCCUGUGUAUUGAGGUAUGCGCAGCAUUCUUUUACAUCGUUGAGAAUGUUUUGUUGUAUUUUAUGUUCGUUUUAAACGUUGCUGGUUUUAGUGUUGCUAAAUACAUCAGUAAUCUUGUUAAAAUUUCUUUUUCUAAAGCAAUUUUAACCAAGCAGUAGCUAAGGAACUUGAAGUAAUGAGUUCAUAAUCUACUGAUUACAUUCUUACGAAGCAAAUAAGACUGUUUUCUUAUUUGCCUUUUCAAGGCAAAGCGUCGUGUGUAGUGCCAUCGAUUUUUGGCUCAAACUAAGUGUCCUGAUGCUAUCAAUAUUUGCUGAUUUGCCAAAAGAAGUAAUAGAAAGUAAUAUAUGGUUCUUCCUCCUGAAGCUGGUUUACUGUUGGGGGGGGGUCAGCUUAUUAUAUUAUCUGUUACUUGAACAAACCUGUCUUCGUAUGAAUUGUGAAAAUGCAUGAGUGAAUGACUUAAUGGCAUAAAUACAUCAUCAACCUCUUACUGUA
Phalacrocorax carbo (great cormorant) is the source of this 5713-nucleotide messenger RNA. The record is from RefSeq and is a predicted model, not a curated record. NCBI's taxonomy places the organism in Eukaryota, Metazoa, Chordata, Aves, Suliformes, Phalacrocoracidae.